This is a messenger RNA of Gekko japonicus, 718 nucleotides long. Its product is annotated as chromodomain-helicase-DNA-binding protein 7-like. The record is from RefSeq and is a predicted model, not a curated record. The transcript has 4 exons. Lineage: Eukaryota; Metazoa; Chordata; Lepidosauria; Squamata; Gekkonidae. The annotation marks the transcript as partial.
UUCCUGUAUGAUGACUCCACUCCUGCAUAUAUCGUGCCAGUUAUUAUCAUUACAUGGAUAUGAUAUAUUUCUUAAUCAUUCUCCAUCAGAACCCUUCCUGGAGAAAUCAGUGCCAGACAUGACUCAGGUUAGCGGACCGAAUGCCCAGCUACUGAAAAGUGAUGAUUAUCUAUCAUCAAUUGAGCAACAACCACCCCAGCAAAAGAAAAAGAAAAAGAAAAACAAUCACAUUGUUGUAGAAGGUCCCAAUAAAGGAUUUGGUAAAGAAGGUUUUCCUGGUGGGCUUGAUGGCCAAGAUCCUACCAGGAAAUCAUUAGACUGCUCCCAGGAAGAGAAAAAGAAAAAGAAAAAGCCCAAGGUGAAAAAAGAGCCGAAGGAUCCAAAAGAACCGAAGGAGAAGAAGGAGCCUAAGGAACCCAAGACUCCCCAAACCCCUCAGAUCCCUAAAGAUCCGAAGGAAAAGAAAGCAAAAAACACCACACCAAAACCCAAGAGCAACAAAAAGGCGAGUAGCAAGAAAUCAGAAUCAGAAUCCAGUGCAUUGAAGAAAAAGGUCAACAAGGGAAAAGAAGGUUCUGAAAACUCUGAUUUGGAAAAAACACCACCAGGAUCACCACACCCUGAGGAGGAAGAUGACGCAGGAGUUCAGAAGAGGCGCUCUAGCAGACAAGUUAAGAGAAAGCGUUACACCGAAGACCUGGAGUUCAAGAUUUCUGAU